CAAACCCAUCCUCUUCAAGUCUACAACAUCCCUUUGAAUUCCCUAGUCCUCACCACAAAUCUUAAAACACACACUAUUUCUCUUAACAUGCACUCCCUCAUUGCCUUUUAUUUUCAGCUUCCAUGCCCUAAAAAUCUCUUACAAGGGUGCAUUUAUCAUUUCCCACAACCAUCGGACGGUGGAGAGCGCUCCGUGGAAACUUGAUAGCUUUCUUCCCACCCCUUUCGCCGGCAUUCGUAACUCUAAUUAUUUUUUCGCAGAGAAGACGACGCAUGGCAAUGGGAAGCUUAGCCAGGCGGAGAGCCGGCAGCAUCCUCUUCCGGCCGGCGGAGAUCGGUCGAUUUGCGGCGGGAUGGAGAGGUUUUGCGGCGGCUGCGGGGGCGGAUGAGAGCGACGUGGUGGUGAGCGGCGGCGGUCCGGGGGGAUAUGUGGCGGCGAUCAAGGCUGCGCAGCUAGGGCUCAAGACUACGUGCAUCGAGAAGAGGGGAACUCUCGGCGGGACCUGUCUUAAUGUCGGCUGCAUACCUUCGAAGGCUCUCCUCCACUCAUCUCAUCUGUACCACGAAGCGAAGCACGCAUUUGCCAACCAUGGCGUCAAGUUCUCCCAACUUGAAGUCGAUCUUCCCGCCAUGAUGGCUCAGAAGGACAAAGCCGUAUCCGGCCUCACUCGCGGAAUCGAAGGCCUCUUCAAGAAGAACAAAGUCGCCUACAUCAAAGGCCAUGGAAAGCUCGCCUCCCCCUCCGAAGUCUCCGUCGACACCCUCGACGGCAGCACCACCACCAUCAAAGGGAAGAACAUCAUUAUCGCCACCGGCUCCGACGUCAAAUCCCUCCCCGGAGUCAUCAUCGACGAGAAGAAGAUCGUCUCAUCAACCGGAGCCCUAUCCCUCCAAACCAUCCCGAAGAAGCUUGUUGUGAUUGGAGCCGGCUACAUCGGCCUCGAGAUGGGAUCCGUUUGGGGGCGUCUCGGAUCCGAAGUCACCGUCGUCGAAUUCGCGCCAGACAUUGUGCCGACCAUGGAUAGCGAGAUUCGAAAGCAGUUCCAACGAAUGCUCGAGAAGCAGAAGAUGAAGUUCCUUCUCAAAACAAAGGUUUUAGGGGUUGAUACAUCUGGAGAUGGUGUCAAGCUCGAACUCGAAGCAGCUGAUGGCGGCGAGAAACACACGAUCGAAGCCGAUGUAGUUCUCGUCUCUGCUGGCAGAAUCCCUUUUACCGAAGGGCUUGGCCUGGAAAGAAUCGGCAUACAGACCGACAAAUCUGGCAGGAUCAUCGUCGAUCACAAGUUCACGACGAGUGUUCCGGGAAUCUACGCGAUCGGCGACGCGAUUCCGGGACCUAUGCUCGCGCAUAAGGCCGAAGAAGACGGUGUCGCCUGUGUGGAAUUCAUCGCCGGAAAAGAAGGUCACGUAGAUUACGAUCUGGUGCCUGGAGUUGUCUACACUCAUCCAGAGGUGGCUUAUGUCGGGAAGACGGAGGAGCAGGUUAAGGCCGCCGGAGCAGAUUACCGUGUCGGCAAGUUCCCUUUCAUGGCGAACAGCAGG
Phalaenopsis equestris is the source of this 1541-nucleotide messenger RNA. Its product is annotated as dihydrolipoyl dehydrogenase, mitochondrial-like. The record is from RefSeq and is a predicted model, not a curated record. Gene Ontology annotation, molecular function: flavin adenine dinucleotide binding; dihydrolipoyl dehydrogenase (NADH) activity. Gene Ontology annotation, cellular component: oxoglutarate dehydrogenase complex; mitochondrion. NCBI's taxonomy places the organism in Eukaryota, Viridiplantae, Streptophyta, Magnoliopsida, Asparagales, Orchidaceae.